GGCAGCAGCCAAGGAAGAAGAGUACGAGGACAUCGAACUCCUGUUGUUAAAAAGGGCGAUCCAGAGGAACCCUGAAAACUUCGUGCUGAACAAUCUCAUGAUGUGUGUUCAGUUCUUCAGGAAUUACGAAGAAGUUUUUCAGAGAGAUCAAGCAUGUGAAAGAAACGAUGGUGUCGUCGCGGGAGGCCGAGCUGAGCAAAUGUUUGCCGCCGCAGAAGCAUGUUUUGUUACCUGACGUCCUCCAGGAGCACAUAGCCCAGAACGUAGGCUUCACUUCGUCCAGGCAAACUUUUCGUCCCACUGUCGAACCGCUUCAACCCGUGCGAAUCUACACGGUACACGAUAACAUCGACAUUACGGAGCAGACAUACUCGCCGUACUAUAGCAGCUUAAACGAUUCGACCAUGUACAAUAUAUUGCUGAAGCCAACGGAGCAUCAGGGAUACGUUCAACUGCAGCUUCUCGAGGAAUUUACAACACAAAAGGACAACGGAGACCUCUCAUCGAUAGCCGAGGACGACGACGAACUUUACAGCGACGGGGACAGCGUUUAUGGUCCGAAAAGUCGUUCGAACAUACUCUUUAGAAGACCCAAGCAAAGCUUGUCCAGACGUUCCAAUCCUGCGUUCACAAAGUCUCUGCCGAAUCUACGGGACGAAGUCGAAGCCCUAUCCGCGGGAGCUCUGUCUCGUUCCAAUCGCGACCUGCAAAACGAGAACGAUUCCGAGAACGGUUCCUCGACCGAGGAAUCGAGGCUUCGAAACAAGAAAAUCUGGACCAAGCUAGAUUUACCCGCGGUGGAACAGGACCGCCAACGACAAUCGUCGAAAACGAAACCCCUGAGGUCCGCCAGCCAGAGUCUCAUCAGCAGCGUCAGUUCUGGGUACAAGUCCGACACUUACGGGAUGGACAGCGACAGCAGCUGCAAUCGCAGCCAGUCCUCCAGACGCAAGCAAAGUUCCAACAGCGAAGAAGUAGACGAGAGGUACAUAACGAGCGCAGAGCUUCCCGGACGUUGCUUCAAGCGAGUGACAUACACGACUGACGGGAGAAUCUACGAUCCGAAGGAUGAGAAGAAACAGCUGAUGAACAGCAAGCAGCGUAGGAUCAAGCAAGCCCUGAAUCGACACAAUUACAAUUUGUUCUACGUUAGCAGCACCGCGUUCAUGAAGCAUUUCAUAAACGUCUUUACGUACAGAUUGGCCGACUGCUUUGGCUUCGACCAGGAAUGCAUAGAGGACGUCAGACGCGAGGGAUGCGUCCUCUACUGCGACAAGAUCAUGGUCUCCGACGAUGCGUUCAAGUACAGUCGCGUAGAACAAUACGAGAUUAUACCCGCGGUUUGGUUGCAGUGGCCCAUCUGUGCCCAAGAAUGGCUGGACAGACCGAGGAGCACGUGGCCUGACUACAACGACGUAGAAAAGAUCAAAGACUGCGGAUGCUACGUGACGCCGGAGGGUUUCGUGCCGAAGAGAGGUAGCAGCAAUAUCAUCGAGGACCUCGAAUGGCAGCUCACGUUCCCCACGGGUGAACGAUACCUCGAAACCUGCAUGACCAAGAGCCAAGUGCAAGUAUAUCUAAUAGCUUUGAUGCUCCACAAGUCCUUCCUCAGGCCAGUCUUCGAUACGAUGUUCGGUUUAACGACCGCUCACAUCAGGCACAAGCUGUUCUGGAUGAUCGAGGAAAACGACAGACCGUCCAAAUGGCCGUACAACAGAAUGGGCGAGUGCUUAUUGUCGUUGCUAGACUCCAUGUACCAUUGUAUCAGCCAGAAUGAACCCACUCUUAGGGAUUACUUCGUCAGGGACAGGAAUCUCUUUCAACGCGUGCCCAACGACCACCUAUUGCACACGCAGAAGCAACUCAAGAGAAUCACCGAGAAUCCGAUUAUGUAUGUUUUUCACGCCAUGGAGAACAUUCGAUACAGCGAAAACUUUUUCCCGAGGCUUGACUACGAUAUGUUGUUGAGAAUAUUGACGGCGGACACGCUGACGCUGAUCAAUCCCGCACUGGCGAAGUACGCCGGGAAACCGAUGCCUCAGCCUAGCAAGGAUCGCUCACCGGAGGAAGAUAAAUACAGCAAAAAAGGAUUUUGGGACAACGUUAAGAAUCAACCGAAGAAACGGUCCGUUCGAUUCGUCACCGAUAAAACGCUGAUUAAUCCUCGAAAAGCAACGGACUCCAUCAUUGAAAUCUCGAUGCGCUGCGCAGAGCUGGAGGGUCCAAGGUUGUACGUUCUAUUGGAUUUCUUCAUACGACAUUUCAUCAAGAUAGCCGAACGGUACAACAAGUACGCGGAUUAUCAACAGAAGACCCUAUACCUCGACCACGCCGACCGACUCUCCAUUCUCCUCUCCGAGGAACUCAGACACAAAAGUGACGCAAGAGCUUAUCGCGACAAGAUUAAAGUCCUUAGAAAGAAGGUCGCCAACUCGAAGUCAAAAGACGAUCCACCAGAGACGCCUAAGAGAAACUUAGAAACAGCCAUAUACGUGGCUCCAUUAAAGGAGCGUUUCGCUAAAGAAUCUCUUGAAGAAACUUCGACUCCGCUAGAGACGCGAGCUGAAAAAUCGAAGAAGCAGUCGGAGAGUAUAGAUCACGGUCAUCCGAAGAAGCAGUCGGAAAGUAUAGAUCAGGCUCAGACUAUCACUCAGACUACAGUUCACGAAUCACACUACCAGGACCUAAAAGAGACUUUGGAACCCACACAAAACAAGACACCAUCGACUUCGACACUGAAGACACACCCAGCAAAAAAAACAUCAACUUCAAAGCCAGAACCUGACCAAUCUGAGGCAGUCGUGACGAUAUCAUCUGUAUCUGAUGAUUCCACGUAUAUUUGAGAGCGUGGAAGCUUCGACGUCAGUUUCUUGGAAUCCCUUCGGGAAACAUGGACCAUUUAUGAUUGAUAUCAACUGAGGCUUUCGGAUGUAAGCCAUGCUAUUUGGCUACCGUUAAAAUCUUCAAGGAUCAAACGACACGUUGACACGAAUUGACAGUGUCGACUCGAUUAAUGUCGUUUGAUCUCAUCGGUAUCAGUUAGUAUCAACCAUGAACAACCGGACCAUGAAGGCCUCGAGUAUCUUUAUCGACCAUUUAGUUCUGUUGUUCAAUCCUGCACAGUCAUCCGCUAAUAAACUGCAAGCGUUAGGACCACCGACCUAGUACUCUACUAGUAUUUUUUAACAUUAUUUAUACUCGAAAAAGACUGAACGCGUUUCUCACUCCGAAAACCAGCGAAGUGCAUUUUUAACGAAGAUAAUUCUAGGCAGAUCGUUUAGUUAUCAUGCUUGACAUUCGACUGUAGCCCGUGUGUAAAUAUUUAAAUAUAGUUUACGUUUACAAGAGA
This is a messenger RNA of Hylaeus anthracinus, 3349 nucleotides long. RefSeq lists its product as uncharacterized. NCBI's taxonomy places the organism in Eukaryota, Metazoa, Arthropoda, Insecta, Hymenoptera, Colletidae. The transcript has 4 exons. The record is from RefSeq and is a predicted model, not a curated record. Bases 168 to 2843 code for a protein of 891 amino acids.